AUGAGGUUUGGAGAUCUAACAACUACUGAACCAGCAUUAAUGAGCUCAUACUGUGCUCAGUUCUUUUCUUCAUCGUUUUCCAGAUCCAACUCCAAUCAGAGCAACUUGGUCUUGCCUAUUUCGGUAGACUCGGAGGACUUAAUGGCUGACUGUGAUGUCACUUUUGAGGAGGUCGAGAAGGCUCUUGUCAAUUUUGAUGUUUAUAAAGGUUGUGGACCGGACAUGAUUCCCCCGAGGGUAUUGAGAUAUUGCAGUCCAGUUCUAACCGGUCCAAUCCAUAAACUUUUCGGCAAAUCACUACAGAGUGGCGUCUUCCCUGAGGCUCUCAAGCAAAGUUACAUUGUGCCAAUUCACAAGGGGGGUGCUAUCGAUAAUGUUUGUAAUUAUCGACCAAUUGCCAUACAGCCAACUUUGGCCAAGAUCUUCGAGAAACUGGUGUUGAAGAAGGUCGAUCGAAUUCUGACUAAGGGUAUUGUUUCUCAGCAGCAUGGUUUUUUUAUGGCAGAUCGACCGUCACCAAUCUAG
Homalodisca vitripennis (glassy-winged sharpshooter) is the source of this 525-nucleotide messenger RNA. RefSeq lists its product as uncharacterized. The coding region runs from base 1 to 525 and encodes 174 amino acids. The record is from RefSeq and is a predicted model, not a curated record. NCBI's taxonomy places the organism in Eukaryota, Metazoa, Arthropoda, Insecta, Hemiptera, Cicadellidae. The transcript has a single exon.